Messenger RNA from Phascolarctos cinereus (koala), 7436 nucleotides. It is a transcript of the gene LETM1, whose product is annotated as leucine zipper and EF-hand containing transmembrane protein 1. Gene Ontology annotation, biological process: intracellular monoatomic cation homeostasis. Gene Ontology annotation, molecular function: ribosome binding; calcium ion binding. Gene Ontology annotation, cellular component: mitochondrial inner membrane. The record is from RefSeq and is a predicted model, not a curated record. Lineage: Eukaryota; Metazoa; Chordata; Mammalia; Diprotodontia; Phascolarctidae.
CCGGGAUAUGGCGACCGCCGGCGCCGGGGUCUGGAGCUGAGCUGCCGCAGCCAAUCGGCCCGAGCCAACGGCUAACGUUCCGCCGCUGCCGCCGCCGCCGCGCGUGCGUGCGUGGUGCCUACGUCGUGCGGGCCGCGAGCCUGCGAGGCCGGGCUGGGCCGGGCCGGGCCGCCGCGGAAGAGCCGGGAGGAGCCAGGGAGCCCGCGACCGAGCGGAGCGAGGCAGUGCCGGGCACAUGGCGUCCAUCUUACUGAGGAGCUGCUGUGGACGCGGGGCUGUCCGCCUCACCCGGCCCCACGCCGUCCCCGCCGCCGCUGCUGCCGUCAUCCCGAGGGGUAGUCUGGGAGACCGUGCUUGUCUUAGUUGUACAUCUCUGAAUUUGAUAAACCACACGAAUAUUAAGUUUGGUUGUUGCACUCAUGUCCACCCUGUUUACAUUUCCUUCAAAAGCGAUCACUUAAAUUGUUGGACUAAAAGACCCGAACAAACAUAUAUGGUAAUAACAUCUCCUAAAUCAUGGACGCUUCUUUCCCGUUUGUGCUCUCUGGAACCUCCACGCGUUUCUGUGCGAUGCUUGCAUUCUUCUUGUCCCCUUCGAGAUGACUCAGUAGUGGAAAAGUCCCUGAAGUCUAUUAAGGAUAAAAAUAAGAAGCUUGAAGAAGGUGGACCUGUGUACAGCCCCACUGUAGAGGCGGCUGUGAAGAAAUCACUUGUUCAAAAGGUUGUGGAUGAGUUGAAGCACUAUUAUCAUGGUUUCCGAUUGUUGUGGAUCGAUACAAAGAUUGCUGCCCGAACACUUUGGCGAAUUCUCCAUGGUAGCACCUUAUCUCGGAGGGAGCGGAGACAGUUUCUUCGGAUAUGUGCUGAUCUCUUUCGCCUGGUCCCUUUCCUAGUCUUUAUUGUGGUCCCAUUCAUGGAGUUCCUGCUUCCAAUUGCUGUUAAGCUCUUCCCAAAUAUGUUACCGUCAACAUUUGAGACACAGUCCAUAAAGGAGGAGAGAUUGAAGAAAGAAUUGAGAGUAAAACUUGAAGUGGCUAAAUUUCUUCAAGACACUAUUGAGGAAAUGGCCUUAAAAAACACAGCUGCUAAAGGAAAUGCUACAGAAGACUUCUCAAAAUUUUUUCAAAAGAUACGAGAGACUGGAGAGAGGCCCACCAAUGAGGAGAUCUUGCGCUUCUCCAAACUGUUUGAGGAUGAGCUGACUCUGGACAACCUGACCAGACCACAGCUGGUGGCCCUCUGCAAACUACUGGAGCUGCAGUCUAUUGGGACAAAUAACUUUUUGCGCUUUCAGUUGAUCAUGAGACUGCGGUCAAUGAAAGCAGAUGACAAGCUUAUUGCUGAGGAAGGAGUAGAUACUUUGAAUGUCAAAGAAUUACAAGCUGCUUGUCGGGCACGAGGCAUGAGGGCUUUGGGAGUCACCGAAGAACGUCUCAGGGAACAACUUAAACAGUGGUUAGACCUCCAUCUGAACCAGGAAAUCCCUACUUCAUUACUUCUCCUCUCCAGAGCUAUGUAUCUGCCUGAAACCCUGUCACCAGCUGAUCAGCUCAAAACAACCUUACAGACCCUUCCGGAGAGUGCAGCCAAAGAAGCUAAAGUCAAAGUUGCUGAAGUUGAAGGUGAGAAAGUGGACAAUAAAGCUAAGCUGGAAGCCACUCUGAUGGAAGAAGAAGCCAUUAGACAAGAAAAUAAAGAGAAGGAGGAGCAGGAAAGGUUGACUGAAGCUUCUGAGAAGGCCAGAGAAGUGCUCCAGGAAGAAGCAGCUGGAAAGAAAGAAGCUGAGUUGGGUCCAGAAGUCCUUCAGCAGGAAAGAACAAUCCCUGAAUCUCGAGGUCUGGAGCCAGAGCUCACCAAGGUGCCACUGAAAUCGGAGAUUCUGAUUGACACUGCCCCAGUCUUAGAAGGCCUGAAGGGAGAAGAAAUAACCAAGGAAGAAAUUGACCUGCUUAGCGAUGCUUGCAGUAAACUGAAGGAACAGAAGAAAUCGUUAACCAAAGAGAAGGAGGAGCUCAAGUUGCUGAAAGAUGAUGUUCAGGAAUAUAAAGAGGAUUUGCAAGAGAUCAAAAAAGAGCUUUCCAAGACUGGUCAAGAACAGGUUAUAGAAGAAUCUAAAGCAAGCAAGAGAUUGUCCAAGAGGGUGAACCAGAUGAUUGGACAGAUAGGAAAAAUACUUCAUGAAUUAGAGGAUGAUCAAAAGGCAGUAACGGGGAAAACGGACAGUCGUAAUGUUGUUGCUACUGGAUUGGGUUUCCCCCUUAGGGAAAAUGUCAUCACCAUCGGUGAGCUCAUAAAUGUCAUGAAACAACUUGAGCAAAUUCCGGAGAGAAAAUUGAUGAAGUUGGCUACUGCCCUGGAUGAAAACAAGGAUGGCAAGAUUAAUAUAGAUGAUGUUGCCAAGGUCAUCGAACUGAUUGACAAAGAAGACAUCGACAUCUCCACGGGUCAGGUCACUGAGAUUGUGGCAUUGCUCCACAAAGAAGAGAAGGUGGGAGAGAAAGAGAAGGCAAAGGAAAAGGCUGAGAAAGAAGCUGCGGAAAUAAAAAUUUAAGCCUCAGCCUGCGACGCAACUGGAGAUUUGGAGAGGCAGCUUGUGCGCUGGGCAGCACAUGACAAGUGCCUCCUCCUCAUGCUUGAACCUCUAUGGUGGUGAGAAAUGGUGAUCUUGCUUUGAGGUGAUGCUAGUGGCAAAGCACCUAUUUUUCUGGAAUAAAGCAGACACUUCCAUGAUCAAAUAAGUAAUUUUCUAUCAUUCCAUGAAGAUGAAAGCAAUCUGGACCCUCCUCCCCCUUCUCUUCCUGUGAAAUCAUAUAUUGGUCAACAUCCCUAUGGGGGUCAUGAUUCCAUCAGCUAGCUUAUCUACAGAAUACAAACCAUGCCCACUGAAAAUGUACGUACACACUGUGUGCACUUAGAAUUAGAUGUACCAUAAACUGCCAAGUAAUAAUGAUGGAUUUAAAAGGGGGGAAGGUGAGGCAGAAAGUAUCUGGUCCCAUCUUUCCUACUUUGGCAAAAAAUUUUCAGGUGAUUUUUUUUCCCCUCGUAUUUAAAAUGAUACUUUCCUACAGAUGACUUAGAAUCACUCCUUUGUUUUCCCAGGUGAUAGCUUUCAAACGUUUAAAAACAAAGCUAAAUUCAUUCAAAUUCCCACCCUCCAAAGGGGGGGGCAGUGUUUCACUUAGUUCUUAUUGGGUCGAUUUUGAGGUUUGGGUUUGGUUUUGAAGCUGUUUAAGAUGAGUGGUUGGUUUUUUGGGUUUUUUUUGGCCCUUUCUGUUAACUCUGUUUUGGUUGCUCUAGCAGUCUUUAGAUUGGGCAGGUAUAUUUCUAGGGAUAUAUUCACAUUCAUUUGAAUGAAAACUUGAUUUUUUAAAAGGAGAUUUAAAUAAAUGUAUGAAUGUAUACCCCAGAAAUAAAAUGUAAUUCAAAUCUAUCAGAAUAGACUUCCACCAGUAUAAAACUGUAACUAUUAAGAAAAUUGUUUAUUUUCUUCUUUAUGUAUGAGCAAUAAUGAUAUCAUCUGACCACUUAAAUUUUUUUUUUAUCCUUGCACAUUGUGUGUCAGGGAAUGAUUUCUUUUUCAGAGAUGGGGAAUGGUUUUUCAUCCUAGUGAUAACGUUCUUGACCAGUAAACUGACAGGUAUGUUCUCUUAUACAUCCCUAGCCUUGCAUACCUGUUUUAAAAUUAGUUGUGUCAGUUAUACUUUGGAAAAAAACAAAUGAAGUAGGUUGACAACUAGUGUAUCUGAAUUUACUGUACCAACUCAUUUUAUUUUCUGAAAUGUUUGAUAUUUGAGUAAAUAAUGACUUUUUGGGGGUUUUUGAAUGAGUAGAUUUUCUUAGUUGUCCUCAUUUUCAAAUUUUAGCUUAAUAGACAAGGACACAUUUCAGUAUGCUUUUAGUUGUAUGAUAUUUCUCAUGAACUUGGGAUUGCCUUCUUUAAAACUAUUAUUUUUAAGACCUGUGAUUCAUACUUUAUAUCAGUUACCAUCCAGCAAUCAUUUCCUAUUUCAAGAAUACUUAUGCUAUGUAAAAAAAAAUCUAAGCACUCCCCUUGGAUUGGUGAGUGUUCAAUUUUUAAUCCCAAACUCAGAUAGAUGAUUUCUUGGAUAAAAUUUAAAUUUUUAAAGUAAAUCAUUAGGAGAGCUGAUGGUGCGAAGUUCAGUUUGAUGAUCACCACUUACAUGAUGGACCAUAGUAUUUUCUUAGAAAAAUGUAUACAUAGCAGCAAGUCAGAUGCUUACUUUGCUGCCACUGGUGUGUUGGGUUUUUUUUUGAGGGUUUUUGAAAAAUUAUUUUUAGAAUCAUUUGUCAUUAGUAGUGAAAUGUUAGAUGUAUUGAGAACAACUAAAGGUAUAACUAUUUGUAAAUUUUGUGUAUUUGGCAGAUGAUAAAGAAUUAUAGAAUGUGUUCUUUGAAAUACUUGUACUGUAUUUUGAAACUGGGCAUUUUCAAACUGCUAUUGGUAAGGGUGAGUUAUAGCUCCCUCGAUAAAGUUAGGUGGUCUGGUUGUUUGAUUUGGCUAUAUUUCAUAUAAACUUGCCGUCCAGUACUGAAAGCAAGAGUAGUUUUAAAAAUCUAUAUUAAAACAAAACUUUAGAACAGUAUUUUUUUUGUGUGUGUUAAAAUAAUGAAAGUUGGAAAACUUAUUUUUUCACAUUCAUAUCACCCCCCAACACAGCUUUUAUUUAAUAAUAAUAGUUGUGCCAAAUUCUUAGUCGGCCCAUAAUUAUGGUAUUUGGGUGGUGUAUAUUUUGGGCAAAAAUCUUAACUAUCAACAGUAUGGCUUUCAUAUGUCAUCUAAAUAUAGGAGUAUAGAAGUAUAGGAAUAAAAUAACUCCUGCAGCUAAAUAUAGACAGUGAGGAAAGAGAACUCGAUGAAUAGGCUCUAAAUUGCUUUCAGUGUUUUACUUAGUGGUUAUAUGGCAGCUUAAAAGCAGUUAAUAGGAUUGUACGUUCUACAAGGGACACUUUGGAGAGAGAAUAAUUGCAUUCAGGUUUUCGUUUUUCCUAUCUGAAGUGGAUAGGUUGGAUACUUUAAUAUUUAUGAAUCAUUUUAGAUUAGUUAUUUUAAUUUGAUUUUCAGUGGUAAAAGACCUUAUGAUUGCCAAAUAUAUCAUUAAUCUUAGAGUUUUCAUUUGUGAGAGACAUUUCCUUAUAUGGGGCAUAGAUUAAAAUUAGUGAGUAAAACCCACAGAUAUCAGGAGAGGGGACCCUUGGCUGACCAUCCCUUGGGCAUUGUUUGUGGCUAGAGAAGAAGCAAGCAAAAUGACUAAACUUUAUGGGGCUGUGGCACAGUAGUCCCUGAGGGCACUCACUCAGAAUUCAAGUGACUUUUACAAAAACAGAAUUUAAAGGGAAAUGAGCCUGUUAAUUGCAAAUUGAAUCUAAAUACCCCAUAGUUGAUGAAGUUUGAUUAAGAAAACUCCUAUCUCUGUAAGAGAUAUGUAACUUCAAAACAAGAUGCUACAGUCUUCCUCUUUGCACCCUAAUCUUGAAUACUUUUCUCUAAAUCCUCAUUGGACAGAAGGGGCCAUGAGAGAGAAGCAGGGCGGACUAGGUUCUAUAGAAGGAACCAUAGACUGUAAAGCCUUGAAUGCAUUGACAGUCCUCUAACCAAGUCCCUCAUUUUACAGAUGAAGAAACAAGGCCCAGAAAAGGGGAGGAAGUGAUCUGUCUAAAGCCACAAGCCUGCCAGUAGAGCUGAGACAAGAACCUAAGUCUCAGCUUCCACUGGAGCUACCAGUUAUAAUUCCCUUUUCUUCCUUCCUCCUUCUCUUCCUUCUUUUAUGCCCUCUGGUAUUUUAUGCACUUGACUAUUGGAUUCUCAUUUGCAACUACUUGUGUAUCACUUUGAUAGAGCAUCAGAGAUUUAGGAAGGACUUUGAGUAUCUUAUCCAUAUUUUACCUUGCCCUGUGUCAAGCAUUGCUUCAUUUUUGUAUGGGCACUGGCUAUUGGACUCCAGUUUAUAAAUCUCAUCACUCUAAUACGAGAGGGUCAGUGAUGGACUUGGAACCAGACAAUAGAUUAGAUGACUCUUCAGCCUGCCAUGAGUGCAAUAGCAACAAAUCUUUUUUUUUUCUUCCAGAGUUAAGAUCCUGGGAUUUUUUAUGUAUAAAAAUGUCAGUUUUAGUAAAUUUGUAAUGUUUUGACACCAGGUCUAUUUGGUUAUUUUUAUUUUGUGUGCAUAUAUGUAUUGGGGGAGGGAGGGAACUAUGCUGAAUUUUAUUUAUUGCUGCUUAAAUAAAUCACCAGGUACAAUUCAGAGAUAUGGUGGAUCCAAGAAUUCAAAGUUUUUGUGAUGAGGUAACAAAAGGACUGAGUUAUGAUGUGAACUUUGGGAUUUUAUAACUGUUAAAAAGUAGUUGAGUGUCACGCUUUUUCACUGUCAGAGAAUCUACCAUGUUUCUAGGAGGUUGUGCGAACUUUUCAGGCUUACACAAAGCAGAGAUAGGUCUCUAAAGAGAGCCUGAGUGGGUGUUUUUAAGCAGAUAUAAACUGUCGACCUUUCCUUUUCCCCUCUUAUCCAAUCUAAAUAUCAAUGUUUAUAGGAAUUUUUUUAAUUGGCUUGGUUCCAAGUGGCAUUUUGAACAGUCCAACUCCAGAUGCUGCUUUUGAGAUUUGACAGUUACCUGGCUAUUUUUUGAAAGUAGUCCAGAGGUAGAUGUAAGCAUUUUAGGACAGUUUUUUAAAAAAAGUUAAUAAGCAUAUUUAUAUUAAUGUAUCAACUCAAAAUAACAGGCUUCUGAACUUUAAUCCAGUAAAAGGAAGUAUAUCAAAGUGAUUUAAAAUAUUUGCCUUCAUGUUUCAGAGCGUGUGUGUGUGUGUGUGUGUGUGUGUGUGUGUACACUUCAAAAUGGAAAUAAGUUAUCUUAAGUGCUGGAACAACUAAGUAAAAUGGCCUUGAGGUUUGAGUUUUGGUUUUUUUUGGUUAACUAUCUCAGUAUGAGGGAAUGAGUUAGUUGAAUUAAGGACAUACUUACAGCCUUAACUACAUUUCCGGUGCCUCGCACAGUGCUCUGCAUACAAUAGGCACUCAGUAAGUGUUUGUCAAAUUGAAUUUCUUGGCUGUUGUCAGCAAGACAACAAUUUUUAUUUAAUAUGUAUGAGUGACUUAUUUCUCACAAGCAUGACUAAAGUCAAAGUAACCAGAGCCCUGGACUUUUGAAAUUCCUUCCUCUCUUAAAUGUAAUUUACUUCAGAGUUCAGAGACCUUUGGAUACACCAUUAUCUUACUGGUAGAAAUGCACUGAUAAUGUAAAACAUAAUUUAAGUGAUACAAUGUCAUACAUUUUUACUGUGUAUUUUAAAGAAAUAUCAAUAGUCCAGUUUCUUUGUAUGACUUUCAGAAGAAACAUGCUCGUAUGUUUUCUGGACAAAUUAAAUUUGAUGUAAGGAAAAAAUAUAUAUAAAUAAAGGGAUGUCAAUUACUUUUUUA